This is a messenger RNA of Acaulospora morrowiae, 856 nucleotides long. The record is from the annotation of a GenBank genome assembly. Lineage: Eukaryota; Fungi; Glomeromycota; Glomeromycetes; Diversisporales; Acaulosporaceae.
UUGGAUGGGGUUGAUAUCGAUUGGGAAUAUCCCGGAAGAAAAGGAAUGCUAUGCAAUGCUGUCAGCCCCAAUGACACAGCCAACUUUCUUGCAUUAAUAACGGAACUGAGAACAGCACUCGGAAAUGACAAGUUACUGACCUUGGCAGUAAGGGGGGAAACAUUCGAUGGACCAAAUGGAACAAUUAAUGAUGUUAGUGCUUUUGCCAAAUUAGUAAAUUGGGUUGGUGUAAUGGCAUAUGAUGUUAGCGUUGACGACGGAUCAGGAGCCGACUGGACGAAGGUCACGGGACCGAACGCACCUUUCGAUAUUUCAGAUAAAACGACAAAUAAGAUAUCAUUCAAAAAUGCCAUUUCCAAUUGGGUAAAGGCAGGAAUGCCAGAGUCAAAGAUAGUGAUGGGCAUAGAAUUUAUGGGGAGAUCACAGAAAGCAAGUGCGUCAAUGUCAUCAAGUCAAUAUGUUCCCCGGGAUCCGGUAGUGCCAAAAGGAGACCAAUUUGACGGGCUGUGGGCAGAUCCCUGCCCAAACGCCAUACCAUCAUAUUCAGGAAUAUGGAGUUGGUAUGGGCUGAGGCAACAGGGAAUUCUGGGAUGCACAUUAAGCACGACGCAGGAUAAUAGUAGUGGGAGUUGGAUACGAAAUUUCGACGAUACUACACAAACACCAUGGCUGUAUAAUCGAGAUACAGGAAUAUAUAUAUCAUACGAUGACCCACAGUCAAUCUAUGUGAAGACACUUUACACAAAGCAGCAAGGGUUGAGGGGGGUAGUGAUCUGGGACUUGGCAGAGGAUAACGGACAUGAGUUACUCGAUGUAGUUCAGAUAAUGAGGAAAGAAGGCUCGGGAAAUGUUCCAA